ACACAAUCUAACGUAAGCAGCAAGAAAUAGAGAGAGUUAAAACGAAAAUAAAAAAGAGGAGCAUGGGCAAAAUAGUCAAAAAGAGGGUUUGCGGUGUGUUGUGAGGUUUAUCAGAGCAUCGACUCGCUGAAUUGAACAUUGUUGAUACUUUCUUUAUCGAUUUCUUCUGCAAGAAAGAUGACUCAAGAUGUGGAGAUGGCGGAGCAAGCACCUCCUUCCAAUUCCGUUUCAUCUGUUGACCCUUCUGUUUUCCAGCAUUUGAAGGAGAUAGCAUCGUUGAUUGAGACUGGAGCAUAUGCUCGUGAGGUGCGGAGGAUUUCGAGAGCUGUGAGGCUGACUAUGGUACUGAGGAAGAAGCUAAAUGCAUCUUCACUAUUUGCUUUCCUCAAUUAUGUUCUAGUGCCUGGAUCCGAGGUGCAUUCCCGGCUAUCUUCCUUCCUACCCAAGGAAGAUGAACAUGAUAUGGAAGUUGAUACUGCACCAUCCGGAACUCCGGCACCAGUCAAGAAUCAUUUGCCAGAGCUUGAGAUCUAUUGCUACUUGCUUGUUUUGAUAUUCUUAAUUGAUCAUAAGAAAUACAAUGAGGCUAAGACGUGCUCCUCAGCAAGCAUUGCUCGUCUAAAAACUGUGAACAGGAGGACUGUUGAUGUAUUAGCAUCUAGGCUUUACUUCUACUACUCUCUGUGUUAUGAACUUACUGGUGAUCUUGCCGAAAUUCGAGGUAACCUCCUCGCACUGCAUCGUAUUGCAACAUUACGCCGUGAUGAGUUGGGUCAGGAAACACUUCUUAAUCUGCUACUGCGGAAUUAUCUUCACUACAACUUGUACGAUCAAGCAGAGAAAUUGAGGUCAAAGGCCCCACAUUUUGAAGCUCAUUCAAAUCAGCAGUUCUGCCGAUACCUCUUUUACCUUGGAAAGAUCAGAACAAUCCAGCUGGAGUACACUGAUGCUAAAGAAUCUCUUCUUCAAGCUGCUCGCAAAGCUCCUCAGGCUGCUCUUGGUUUCCGAGUGCAAUGCAAUAAGUGGGCUAUUAUUGUCCGGUUAUUACUUGGAGAGAUUCCAGAAAGGACUGUUUUUAUGCAGAAAGGCAUGGAGAAAGCACUAAGGCCAUACUUUGAGCUGACAAAUGCUGUUCGCAUAGGAGAUCUGGAGUUAUUUAGGAAUGUUGCCGACAAGUUCUCCAGCACUUUUGGUUCAGAUCGAACCAACAAUUUGAUUGUGAGACUCCGGCAUAAUGUCAUCAGGACUGGACUACGCAACAUCAGUAUCUCAUACUCUCGGAUCUCUCUGACUGAUGUUGCUAAAAAGCUGAGGCUGGAUUCUCCAAACCCUGUUGCUGAUGCUGAGAGUAUAGUGUCCAAAGCAAUCCGAGAUGGUGCAAUUGAUGCCACGUUGGAUCAUGCUAACGGAUGGAUGGUAUCAAAGGAGACUGGAGAUAUUUACUCCACAAAUGAGCCUCAAAUUGCUUUCAACUCGAGAAUUGCUUUCUGUCUUAACAUGCAUAAUGAGGCUGUCCGUGCUCUUCGAUUUCCUCCAAACUCCCACAAGGAGAAAGAAAGUGCUGAGAAGAGGAGAGAGAGACAACAGCAAGAACAAGAACUUGCUCAACACAUAGCUGAAGAGGAUGAUGAUGACUUCUGAAAAGUUUAUGGUCAGCAUCAUUAUGAGAUGCUCAAGGAUGAUGCCUUUUUAAAGACUUCCCCGUGAUUCGAUAUUUGAAUGUUAAAACUUUGCCCUUGGUUUAAACAAAUGUCUCAUUUUGCAAUUUCUCUUGCCCUUCUAGAUUCUGAUAAUAGGUUUCAUGUUUAAAUGUGUUGCUGUUUUAGUUUUAAAAAAAAAAAAAUCAUUACCGUUUUUAUCCAACUAGUUCUUGUUUGUACCAUUCACUUUUGCGAAAAAUUUGCUAUCCUUUAAUUUUCAA
This is a messenger RNA of Solanum dulcamara, 1921 nucleotides long. RefSeq names its product probable 26S proteasome non-ATPase regulatory subunit 3. Gene Ontology annotation, cellular component: proteasome complex; proteasome regulatory particle, lid subcomplex. NCBI's taxonomy places the organism in Eukaryota, Viridiplantae, Streptophyta, Magnoliopsida, Solanales, Solanaceae. The record is from RefSeq and is a predicted model, not a curated record. Gene Ontology annotation, biological process: ubiquitin-dependent protein catabolic process; regulation of protein catabolic process. Gene Ontology annotation, molecular function: enzyme regulator activity. The transcript is spliced from 8 exons. Bases 178 to 1641 code for a protein of 487 amino acids.